Molecule: messenger RNA, 3478 nt
Organism: Paramecium primaurelia
Lineage: Eukaryota; Ciliophora; Oligohymenophorea; Peniculida; Parameciidae
Source: the annotation of a GenBank genome assembly
AUGGGGUGCUCUUUUUAAAAGAAGGAAGCUCUGGGUUAAAAAACACAGCUUUUUCCAACGGGAGCUGACAUCUUGGAUUAAGUAAAAGAUGUCGAUAAAAAGCUAUUUGGUGUCAUAUUAGAAAUAUUAAGAAAGGACAGAUUUAAAGAUUGCAUUGAAUUUCUAUCAGAUAAAGGGAAUCAGAGACAAUUAGAAUCAUAAAUCUUAUAACAAGCAGGGAAUUUCACCAAAGGUGAUACAUAAUAGGAUUUGUCUGAUAUAAGAAAAGAUAUGAAAUUAAUUACAGAUGUCUUAAAAAAAUUAAAAGAUCAUGACAUCAACAACAAAGACUUUUCCUCUAAAGAAAAUGAAGAAUCUAAAUUAAUUCUAAUUAAUAGUAUCAAGGAUAAUAAAUAGAUCAUAGAAUUUUUGGAAUUUUUAGUUCACCUUACAGCUAUAGAUGGCACUUAAAUUUAAUGUGGAUCUAAUUCAUUACAUACCUUAGUUUAGAUGAAGGUGGAUCUCAGGAACUAGUCCUUAGAGAAUAUCAAGAUCAAGAAUACUUCUUUAAUUGGUGGUAACUUUACUAGAUGCAACUUGAGUGGAUCUGUAUUUGAGAAUGUAGAUAUUAGCGGAGUCAACUUGAAUGGUGCUUAACUGUUAAAUUGUAAAUGGAAGAACAUUAAGAUCCAUGAGUUGAAUAAAUUAGAUGGUCAUCGUCAUUGGGUCAAAUCAGUCUGUUUCUCUCAUGAUGGAAAUACAUUAGCUUCUGGUAGUCAUGAUAACUCUAUACGUCUUUGGGAUGUCAAAACUGGAUAAUAAAAAGCCAAAUUAGAUGGCCAUAGUAAUGAUAUUAGCUCAGUUUGUUUCUCACCUGAUGGAAAUACAUUAGCAUCUUGUAGUCAUGAUAACUCUAUCCGUCUAUGGUAUGUUAAAACUAGAAAGAAAAAGGCCAAAUUAGAUGGUCAUACUAGUUAUGUCUCCUCAGUCUGUUUCUCUCCUGAUGGAAAUACAUUAGCUUCGGGUAGUGAUGAUUACUCUAUCCGUCUAUGGGAUGUCUAAACAGGAUAAUAAAAAGCCAAAUUAGAUGGACAUAAUAAUUUAGUUAUGUCAGUCUGUUUCUCACCUGAUGGAAAUACAUUAGCUUCUGGUAGCGAUGAUAAGUCUAUCCGUCUAUGGGAUGUGAAAAAAGGAUAAUAAAAAGCCAAAUUAGAUGGUCAUACUCAUUAUGUCAACUCAGUCUGUUUCUCUCCUGAUGGAAAUAUUUUAGCAUCUGGUAGUGAAGAUGAGUCUAUCCGUCUAUGGGAUGUCUAAACAGGAUAAUAAAAAGCCAGAUUAGAUGGUCAUAGUAAUUUAGUUAUUUCAGUCUGUUUCUCUCCUGAUGGAAAUACAUUAGCUUCUGGUAGUAAUGAUAACUCUAUCCGUCUAUGGGAUGUCAAAACAGGAUAAUAAAAAGCCAAAUUAGAUGGUCAUACUAGUUAUGUCUACUCAGUCUGUUUCUCUCCUGAUGGAAAUACAUUAGCUUCUGGUAGUAAUGAUAACUCUAUCCGUCUAUGGGAUGUCAAAACAGGAUAAUAAAAAGCCAAAUUAGAUGGUCAUACUAGUUGUAUAUUGUCAGUCUGUUUCUCUCCUGAUGGAAAUACAUUAGCUUCUGGUAGUCAUGAUAAGUCUAUCCGUCUAUGGGAUGUCAAAACAGGAUAAUAAAAAGCCAAAUUAGAUGGUCAUACUAGUACUGUCUACUCAGUCUGUUUCUCUCCUGAUGGAAAUACAUUAGCUUCUGGUAGUGAUGAUAAGUCUAUCCGUCUAUGGGAUGUCAAAACAGGAUAAUAAAAAGCCAAAUUAGAUGGUCAUACUAGUACUGUCUACUCAGUCUGUUUCUCUCCUGAUGGAAAUACAUUAGCUUCUGGUAGUGAUGAUAAGUCUAUCCGUCUAUGGGAUGUCAAAACAGGAUAAUAAAAAGCCAAAUUAGAUGGUCAUACUAGUUGUAUUAACUCAGUCUGUUUCUCUCCUGAUGGAAAUACAUUAGCUUCUGGUAGUGAUGAUAAGUCUAUCCGUCUAUGGGAUGUCAAAACAGGAUAAUAAAAAGCCAAAUUAGAUGGUCAUACUAGUUGUAUAUUGUCAGUCUGUUUCUCUCCUGAUGGAAAUACAUUAGCUUCUGGUAGUAAUGAUAAGUCUAUCCGUCUAUGGGAUGUCAAAACAGGAUAAUAAAAAGCCAAAUUAGAUGGUCAUACUAGUUGUAUUAACUCAGUCUGUUUCUCUCCUGAUGGAAAUACAUUAGCUUCUGGUAGUGAUGAUAAGUCUAUCCGUCUAUGGGAUGUCAAAACAGGAUAAUAAAAAGCCAAAUUAGAUGGUCAUACUAGUUGUAUUAACUCAGUCUGUUUCUCUCCUGAUGGAAAUACAUUAGCUUCUGGUAGUGAUGAUAAGUCUAUCCGUCUAUGGGAUGUCAAAACAGGAUAAUAAAAAGCCAAAUUAGAUGGUCAUACUAGUUGUAUUAACUCAGUCUGUUUCUCUCCUGAUGGAAAUACAUUAGCUUCUGGUAGUGAUGAUAAGUCUAUCCGUCUAUGGGAUGUCAAAACAGGAUAAUAAAAAGCCAAAUUAGAUGGUCAUACUAGUUGUAUUAACUCAGUCUGUUUCUCUCCUGAUGGAAAUACAUUAGCUUCUGGUAGUGAUGAUAAGUCUAUCCGUCUAUGGGAUGUCAAAACAGGAUAAUAAAAAGCCAAAUUAGAUGGUCAUACUAGUUGUAUUAACUCAGUCUGUUUCUCUCCUGAUGGAAAUACAUUAGCUUCUGGUAGUAAUGAUUACUCUAUCCGUCUUUGGGAUGUCAAAACCGGAUAAUACAAAGCCAAAUUGGAUGGUCAUAGUAAUGGAAUCUUGUCAGUCUGUUUCUCUUAUGAUGGAAAUACAUUAGCUUCUGGUAGUCGUGGCUACUCUAUCCGUCUAUGGGAUGUCAAAACAGGAUAAUAAAAAGCCAAAUUAGAUGGCCAUACUUCUUAUGUCUACUCAGUCUGUUUCUCUCCUGAUGGAAAUACAUUAGCUUCUGGUAGUAGUGAUAACUCUAUCCGUCUUUGGGAUGUCAAAAAAGGAUAAUAAAAAGCCAAAUAAGAUGGUCAUAGUGAUUGGGUAAUGUCGUUUAGUUUAUCUCCUGAUGGAAAUACAUUAGCUUCUGGUAGUGCUGAUUACUCUAUCCGUCUGUGGGAUGUGAAAACAGGAUAAGAAAUUAAAUCCUCUGAUAAGAACUACAAAGAUAUUCUUGCAUAAUUUAAGAUUCCACUCUAAUAAAAUUGUCCAUUUUAAGAAGGUAAUAUUCAUUUUUUUUAUAUUUUUAGCCUCCAAUUACAUUACCACACUCCUUAUAUCUUAAUAGGCAAUAUUUUAAGCAUAAGGAGCACUAAUUUUUAGAGGAGAGUUUAUCAAUCAAUCAGGUAUAGAUUUAAAGACAUUGUUUAAACAAAAGGGUAGCUGUAUUUUGGAAAACCAAUUACACUGCAAUAAAAAAUGA